AGGAAGUAAACAGAAGUGAACUGACUCAGCUAAAUAACUAGCACGUUUUUAGCUUGUUCUGCGGUUUAGUUUCGCGUAAAAUGUGCCUCACUGUGGGGUUAAUUCCUUGCUUUGUGAUUUAGCGGGAUUACUGACAGAAUUGUGAGGACACACUGUUUGCUAAACGGAGGAGGAAAAAUGUUGGUGUUUGCUUUGAGAGCUGCACGAAGAGUUCGUGGUGUCAGAGCAAAAACAAACAUCGGAGCUUCGAACGAAAGAAACGCUCUGAAAUUACACAUCAACUGUGCGUUAAAUUCUCAACCACACAACCCAAAGGUACCAAAGUCGCCAACAUGGGAACCAGUACCAGAGGACCAGCUUCCCCCACCUACACACAUUCCUGCCAACCUGGUGGACAAACUGGAGCGGUUGGCAUUGGUGGAUUUCCGCACCAAACAGGGACUGGUCUGUUUGGAGCAAGCAGUCCGAUUUGCAGACCAGCUUCAUGUUUUGGACACAACAGGUGUUGAACCAAUGGACUCUGUUCUGGAGGACAGGGCAUUACACCUGAGGGGUGAUGCAGUAAUAGAGGGUGACAGUGCAGAAGAACUGCUUCAGCUCUCCAAAAGCACAGCUGAAGAAUACUUUGUGGCACCACCUGGAAAUAUUCCACUACCACAGAGGGAGAAGAGGGCUGCCAUCCUAAAACACUCGGAGUUCUGAUGUUAAGUUGUUAUUGAUAUUACACAUUUUUAUGCUAGAAAUAAUGUUUUUCACAAAUCAGUCUGUUUAAGUCUGUCAGUUGGAGCCACAGUAAUGCUGAUAUGUUGCUAUUAAAUAAAAGCACUUAAAAACUGA
Molecule: messenger RNA, 837 nt
Organism: Thalassophryne amazonica
Lineage: Eukaryota; Metazoa; Chordata; Actinopteri; Batrachoidiformes; Batrachoididae
Gene: gatc
Product: glutamyl-tRNA amidotransferase subunit C
Exons: 5
Coding region: 178-702 (174 amino acids)
Biological process (GO): regulation of translational fidelity; glutaminyl-tRNAGln biosynthesis via transamidation; mitochondrial translation
Cellular component (GO): glutamyl-tRNA(Gln) amidotransferase complex; mitochondrion
Molecular function (GO): glutaminyl-tRNA synthase (glutamine-hydrolyzing) activity
Source: RefSeq, a predicted model, not a curated record